Messenger RNA from Ectocarpus sp. CCAP 1310/34, 3102 nucleotides. NCBI's taxonomy places the organism in Eukaryota, Phaeophyceae, Ectocarpales, Ectocarpaceae. The record is from the annotation of a GenBank genome assembly.
UCGCCACCGCACAACCCAACAUCGAUUGUACAUCGAUACGCACACAUUUCUCCAGCCGCACUUCUCUGCCUCUCAUUGCUCCCCCCCCAGCCUGCAAACACCACGCCGGAGUCUCCUACGACCAGCGCACGCCUUCCAACGCGCGCAAUGCACACCUCUUCGGCUGCCGCCUCCCGGGCCGCCCAUGCGCGUGCCGCUGCGCUGUCGCUGGUGCUCUGUCUAUUUUUUAACACGCCAACAACAUGCGGAUUCCAGACGACCACCAUGAUGGUGGCGAGGGCUUCUUGGAAGGAGUACUGGCUGGCCAAGAACGGUGCGAAGAACGCCCCAGCGGCGGUCCCAUCGACACGAGGUGCGGCGCGGCGGAGCAGCCGGACUAGAUGGGAACCCACGAGGCCCGCGUGGUGGAUCGCCAAGAGCCCCGCCAAGGUGCAAGGCUCACCUCCGGUGCUUGAAACGCCGGUCCUGGACGGAGGAAGCUUCGACAAGGAGCAGAUAACCGACGUCCUACAGCACGAGUACCGGCACAACCUCGUGCGCGUUGCCCAGAAGUACGACUCCCUCAUCGAGAGCGUGGAGGGCGUGGACGCGAUAACCAUCAAGGAGCUGGAUGGGGAUCACAUGCAGCUGGACGUUGUUUACUGCGAUCAGGGAGAGCGAACCUGCGUUGCGGUUGCUGUACCCGUCAUUUUCCCGUAUCACUGCAACGACGCUGACUGCGUUAUUGGCGUAAUCCACGAGCUGGAGCAAGCGGAGAACGUGGAGCCAAGACCAGCCAUGGCAAACGUUCCCCCGAAGUACGUGUCGCCGGAACUUAUCGGUACGAUCGCAAGGAUCUGCGCCGUGAUGAACCGAGAUUUCCAGGACGAACUGAGAAACUUCGUGCGAGCAUUUGGGGGACCGGUUGCUGACGAGAUGGUCGGGAACUGCGAAAUGCUCUCCCUCUCGCCUGACGGUUUCAUGGUGCGGUCGGACGCGAACCCGGACAAGCCAGUGUCGAUAGCCUUCUCCAAGGAAUGCCAGUCUGCAUUGGACUUCCAAAAGCAAAUCCUGUUGGUCAGUGAGCGGGCCAUGGCGAUUGCGUAAGUUUUGUGUCCUCACGAGAGGAGGGCUUGGACCGGCAGCAGCUCCUGUAGAUGUUGUGGGGCGAGGGUGUCUGAGAUUCUUGAAACGCCUGCUUCUGUGGUGUGUAAGUUUGGAUUGUCCUAAUCGUGACGGGAGGGGGAAAGGUUCACGCGCGAAGGGGCUUGUAGCAGGCGGCGGUUUCAGAUUAUUUGCGUGCGAUGCGGGUACUCGAGAGGAAUUCUGGGAAUUGUGUCACACUUUUUUGUUGGCUCGUGGGUAGGUUGGGUUCCGUGUGCGGCAGAGCGACGGCAAGAACCUGAGGGACCUGAUGAUCGUGGUGAGAUUCAGGCCCGUUGGCAGUGUCCGAGUUCAUAAAAGUGAGAGCAGUAGGGGGGGCGACUAUAUGCUUGACAUCGGUCUUGCGAAAGCAAGGAGGUUUGGAUGAGCUCUCCGCGGGCUAAAGAGUCCAUUGCUUACGUGUAGUUUGUCAUUUCGGGCCGAAGCCGGCGCUGAGUUGCUGUUUUGCAAAUUACCAAAAUAAUCAAAUAGUUUACGCGAGACACGUAGAAAACAGAGGAUAUGCAGAUGAAUGGCCUAUCGGGUUGGUGUCAAGUUGUCACCCGCGGGAAAGAAUGAACGGUGCAGACUGAUGGGUUUUCGGGAGGGGUACUUGGAUCCCUCUCACUUGAAUGUGUGCUGGUCGUGUAGGUUGUACGAUGGUUUGUCCUGAACGGGACGAUGAGGCAAGCCGUCGCCACACAGUCCUAACGAUAUCCUGGGGUCGUCAGCUACUGUGCGAGUAAAGGGCGGCUUUGUAUCUGGUUUCAUGUUUAGUAUCUUGUCAUGUUGUUUAUAAGGCCAUCUUCAUCCUUGCUGUUAUUCUGGCAGGACGAUUUUGGUUUGUAGUGUUGUUAUUUCUCUCUUAGCUCGAAGUCGUUGAAUCCUUCACGUAGGCGAAGCUCGAAGCUACCGUUGAUAACUCACGAGGUUUUCCAAGAUGAACAGUGAACAGGCCGGUUGCGAAAGAGUUCAAAAGGUGCCGGUUGGAGCGAGAACACGUCGUUUUCAUCCCUCAAUCUUGUUCCUCAGUCAGAAUGUUUCAUGGGCUUUUGGACGUGUUGACUGCUUGACCUACUUCGGUGGUGUUGUGCGAUUUUUGGGGCGCGUUUGGGUGGUGAGUUUGGCUAUGUGGCGAAGAGAAAAGGAAGGGUCCUAGGGAAGAUUAGCGAGAGAAAGAAACAAUUUCCGUCCACGCAGGUGUAGAAAAGCAGGCGAGCACGCAUCCAUUCCUGUUUUUGUGGUAUUAGUGUUGUGUCAAGUCAACACUGAAGCUGACCCAGAGUUGCGGUGUCAGGGCCUGAAUCAAGUAGUACUUUAUUGGUCAGUCGACAGGAUAUCGAACGAAGACGUUGAUGGUGUCCAUGUGGGUCUCUGGUCGUUAUAUUUUGAUGUUGCUGCGUGCCUCCGGAGAUUAACGAAGAUAUCACGGCGGCCUGAAACGUAUCAUGUGCUCGAUGAGUACUCGCUGUUCGAACAAGAAGAUGUCGCUCGCUCGAGGCCCUGUUCCUUGUUUGCAACGUGUUGUGUAGUGGCGAAAGAAAGGUGUUCGGCAAGCACGGGCGGGUAAGGAUCACGAUGUAAAUUGGUGGGGAAAUGAUGUGCCACUGCCGCGCGACGAGGUCGAAAGGAUGUGAUCGGAAGAGCGGUUCAAAAAUAUGGGUACAUAGUUUCGAUGCCAGAGGGGGUUGAGCUAUUGCGUGAGAUCGUUCAGGUUUGAUUGUAUUAAUAUGAAAGGCUUCGAAAUGUUUGUUCUUUUCGAAGCCGUGACGACGUGUUGGGGGUUGGACAUGAGAUUCAGCAGCUUCUUGUGUCAGCCCGUUGUCCUGAAUGUUCUGUUGCAUCCAGCAAUUUCCCACGCAGCGGAAUGAAGCAAUGGAGCCACCGCCGUGAUGCGAGCUGAGAGAAAAUGAGCGGGGCCAAAACAUGCCGGGAAAAUAUUCCUUUCUCUUGUUUCCGGAGCAUCAACCAAUUCGGAUU